AUGGAGUCCCGCUCCAGGUUGGCUGUUUUCCCCCUCAAGCCCAGUUUUCCAGGUGAUCUGCCGGGAGGAACCAUGGCGCCCUGGAGGUGCUGUUUUCUCAUCCUCAGCGUCGUUUUUGCGCCCGUCUCUGGCGCACAGCUGUCAGACCUGAAGUUUGAAAAGAGUCCCAGCACCGUCGUCUCCUCCCUGGGCAAACCGGUCAGGAUGCACUGCGAGCUGAAGGGGACCGGAGACGAGAACGCCGUCCCGCCCGAUCUGGUCUGGCUCAAAGACGGCGCUCCUCUGCAGUUCGAAGACACGGACCAGUCCCAGACGAUCACCGACAACACCUGGACAGUCACAAGCACACUCAAAAUUGACAAGGUCCAGCUGUCGGACAUGGGACCGUACAGGUGCGCCGUCGAGUCCGAGGGCAACCAGACUCUGUCCGGCGUCGGGCACAUCCAGCUGGAAGGCCUUCCUCAUUUCUCUGUGGAGCCUCAGCCCAUGUCCGUAGUGGCCAGUGAGGCCUUGAGUCUGAGGUGUAUGGCUCACGGACCUCCAGAUCCGGUCAAGGUCAUCUGGCUGCGCGACGGAGCUGAAAUGAACUCCCUGAAUGACCCGGUGGCGCUGUCGCCUUCCACACUCAACCUCACAGGUCUGGACAGAACCAGCACUUUCUCCUGUGAAGCUUACAACCGGAAGGGCGUGUCGACCUCCCGGUCUGGAACCAUCACCGUUUUGCCAUCCCAACCUCAUAAUGUGAGCGCUGUGGAGAUCAAUCAGACCGCCGUUCGUUUGUCCUGGCAGCCUGGUUUUGGAGGAAUCUACCCGAUAAUACGCUGCUCUGUUCAGGCCAAGCAGUCGGGAGAUUCCUUCCCGGCAGACUCGGAUAAGACGAUCCACACCCAGAAAGUGAACGUCCCGCCAGCCACGCAUGUCGUCCAGGGCCUGGAGCCGCACACGCUCUACGCCGUCAGGGUGGCCUGCGACAGCAGCCAGGGCCCGUCUGACUGGUCGCCCUGGGUGGAGUUUCGCACACGAGAAGGAGUGCCAGACAGCCCACCGGCCAACGUGACCGCCAAGCCAAACGGGACCGAGGUGCUGGUGUCGUGGGAAGGGCCUCCGGGGAAGCUGAACGGGGAGCUGCUGGGGUACCGAGUGGAGUACAGCACACCCUACAUGCGGCAGUUUAAUGCGGACGCUGGAUUGGACACUGAGUUCUCCAUCAAUCUGUCCACCCCGCUGUCCAACGUGUCUUUUAGGGUCUGCGCCUACACAGGGGCCGGUCAUGGACCCUGGAGCCCCGAACGGAUCCUGGUCCUCAAUUCUCCUGAAACGGGAAAAUUCAGAGGUUUGUCAGAUCCGGCAACGUUUUCCUGGCACUGGUGGUAUGUGGUGAUGGCCGUCACCGGCGCCGUGGCCCUCGCCAUUCUCCUGGCUGUUUACGUGGCCAAGCUGCGGCGCAAAGAGACGCGCUUCGGGGAGGCGUUCGAGCCCAUGAUGGAGCGCGGGCAGCUGGUGGUGAGGUACCGCGCGCGCCGCAGCUACAGCCGCAGGCCGCUGGAGGCGACACUGAACAGCCUGGGCAUCAGCGACGAGCUGAAGCAGAAGCUCCAAGACGUGAUGGUGGACAGACACAGACUCACUCUGGGGAAAACGCUGGGAGAAGGGGAGUUUGGCUCUGUGAUGGAGGGCCUGCUGAAUCAGGAAGAAGCUGUUCUCAAGGUGGCUGUGAAGACGAUGAAAAUUGCAAUCUGCACGCGCUCAGAGAUGGAAGACUUUCUGCGUGAAGCCGCCUGCAUGAAGGAGUUCGACCAUCCCAACGUCAUGAGGCUCCUGGGUGUGUGUCUGCAGACGGUGGAGAGCGAAGGUUACCCGUCGCCUGUGGUCAUCCUGCCGUACAUGAAGCACGGCGACCUGCACAGCUAUCUGCUGUACUCCCGGCUGGGCGACUGCCCUGUGUACCUGCCGUCUCAGAUGCUGGUUAAGUUCAUGGCCGACAUCGCCCGAGGGAUGGAGUACCUCAGCAGCAAGAACUUCAUCCACAGAGACCUGGCUGCGCGCAACUGCAUGCUGAAUGAGAACAUGAACGUUUGCGUGGCCGACUUCGGCCUCUCCAAGAAGAUCUACAACGGCGACUACUACCGACAGGGCCGCAUCUCCAAGAUGCCCGUCAAAUGGAUCGCCAUCGAAAGCUUAGCAGACCGCGUCUACACAACAAAGAGUGACGUGUGGUCGUUCGGAGUCACCAUGUGGGAAAUCGCCACUCGAGGACAAACGCCUUACCCCGGGGUGGAAAACAGUGAGAUUUAUGAUUAUUUGAGACAAGGGAACCGACUCAAACAGCCUCCAGACUGUCUGGACUCCAUCUACUCCCUGAUGUUCUCCUGCUGGCUGCUGAGCCCGAAGGACCGGCCGUCCUUCGAGACGCUGCGCUGCGAGCUGGAGAAGGCGCUGGAGGACCUGCCGGACCCCCAGGACCCGGACGAGAUCCUCUACGUCAACAUGGACGAGUCGUCCUCGGAGCUGGGCGCCGUGGGCGGCCGCGACCCCGCCGAGGCCUCGCCGCUGUGCCUGAAGGGACUGGAGUCGGUGACCACCGCGGAGGUCCACCAGCCCAUCCGAUACGUCGUCUGUCCGCGCCGCGAGGCCGCCCGGGCCCUCUCCGACUCGCUGGAGAGCCUGGACAUGCCGGUGUCGUCGUCCACGGCGACGCUGCCGCUGCAGCCUUCCUGCCACGCCACGCCAGACCGCACGCCGGCCCCCACCCCGACGUUGGAGCUGCUGGAGGACAUGGAGGCGACCAGGAGGAUGCCCUGGCAGUAACCGAGCCAGAACACAAACUCACCACAGCAUGCUCAUGGCACGAAGGUUUCCUCAAACCGAUGCGCGGAUUCCCAAGGGACUCUGAAGACGCUUCGUCUUCUUCAUCCUGCAAACUGCAGGAGGCGCUCUUGGCUUUAUGCUGUAGAUCUAAUAUUUGUAGCACAAUCUGGAUCUACAGAUAUGCGCAAAACUUUUUUGAUCCUCUUCUAGUGUAAGAAAGAAAACUGAAUUUUGCUGCCACAGCAUUUCCUUUAAAGGUUUCAGCAGAAAAACCAGCUUUCAUCGUUACAUCGCAACGUUAUUCCCUCAUCUGCAGACCUGGAGUGUUGCUUUGAUUCCUUCCUGCAUGGUUGGCAAAUCCUCUCCAUGGCAACCACUCAGCUGAGCAAAACGCCUGGAUGGACCUAGCCCCGCCUUCGAGGCGCAGCUCCUCCCC
This is a messenger RNA of Poecilia reticulata (guppy), 3244 nucleotides long. It is a transcript of the gene axl, whose product is annotated as AXL receptor tyrosine kinase. Lineage: Eukaryota; Metazoa; Chordata; Actinopteri; Cyprinodontiformes; Poeciliidae. The record is from RefSeq and is a predicted model, not a curated record. Gene Ontology annotation, cellular component: signaling receptor complex; plasma membrane. Gene Ontology annotation, biological process: positive regulation of phosphatidylinositol 3-kinase/protein kinase B signal transduction; platelet activation; phagocytosis. Gene Ontology annotation, molecular function: protein binding; ATP binding; transmembrane receptor protein tyrosine kinase activity.